CAGACACAGAUGUGUUUCUGUGCUUUUAAAUGACUCACGGGCACUUCACUCUCCUGUGGGCUGUCGGCGCUUGGAUAACGACAGACAGGCAGUUUUUCCUGCAAGGAUAGCGCAGCUGACAGUCUGGCUGUCGCAAAAGCGCGUCCUGCCUCCCGGUUUCACCACCACCACCACCACGUAUCCUGCAGUCUCCGGGCAUUUCGGCGCCGCGCUCUUGCUUGCAAUGCUGCCUUUGCUCGAUCAGAAAACCAAAGCGGUGCGCACGCAGUUUGGAUAUCAGAAGUCAACGUAGAAAGGCUGGGGAAGUCGGAAUCGAAGAGAUCCCCAACUAGUGCAAGUGGAUUUACUGAUUGCAGCCGUUCUCUCUCUCUCUCUCUAUGGAUAGUCUACUGCACGAUUCUCAUCUGCGAAACUAAACUUGGAAGAGAGAAGAUUGCGGAAUUUACCGAACACUAAUUUUGCCCACUUGGAUGUAACAGAUUAUUGAUAGCUAUACUUUCCCCUCUCCCUCUCCCCCACCUUGAACAUGACUUCUCUCUCUGGGCACAAAGAGAAGUCUGGGACUAGGAGUCGCAAAUACGGGAUGACAGAUGCCUCCCCAACCAAAUCUGCCUCUUUUUCUCCGGAGACCUGGUACCGGAAAGCCUACGAGGAGUCGAGGACGGGGAGCCGCCCGCCCCCCGAGGGAGCGGGCUCAAUGCCCGGGUCGUCUGGCACACCUUCGCCUGGAUCCGGCACGUCCUCUCCUGGGUCUUUCUCGGGCUCACCCAUAUCCCCAGGAAUCGGGACCGGGUCGCCGGGCUCUCUGGGCGGAUCCCCGGGAUUCGGUACUGGGUCCCCGGGUUCUGGCAGUGGAAGCUCGCCGGGUUCAGAGCGCGGAAUAUGGUGCGAAAACUGCAAUGCUCGGCUGGUGGAGCUGAAACGACAGGCUCUGAAGCUGCUCAUCCCUGGACCGUAUUCUAGCAAGGACCCCUCCUUCUCCCUGCUGCUGCAUGACAAGCUGCAGGUGCCCAACAGCACGCGUAAGGCGUGGAACGAGCAGGACGGCCGCUGCUCCGUCUGCGCCACGCACCUCAACCAGCUGAAGCAGGAGGCCGUGCACAUGGUGCUCACGCUGGAGCAGGGCGACGUGUCCCCCGGGUCGCCCCCCUCCCUCGCCAGCCGCGGCGGUGGCGGCGCCCCCCGCCCCAGGGUCCCACCCCCCCACGGGACUGGAAGCGUAGGGGGCGUCCACCACCACCAGGGCUACCCCAAGCACGGCGGAGCCAAGCCCAACAGUCUGGGGGUGAGUACUGUGGUGGAGUGGAGAAACGCGGGCAAACCUGGCGCUCAGACUCAGACGCUGCAGCCUCUCCUGAUGGGCAGCGCCAGUGGCAACAACUGUGGUAACGUGCUCAGCUCAGUCGCCCUGGCAACGCACCAGUACCUGGACGGCUCCUGGACCAUGACCCGCGCCAACGGGGUCACCCUCUACCCCUACCAGAUCUCACAGAUGGUUCCAGAAGGAAACCGCGAGGGGUUGACCGAAGCUGCGCUGAACCGCUAUAACGCAGACCGGCCGACGACCCACAGCACCCCCGCCCCUCCAGCGCCCCCCCCAGUCACCACAGCGCCCUCUAGUGGCACAUCUGCUGCCGCCUCCUUCUUCGCCAGAGCUGCCCAGAAGCUCAACCUCUCCUCCAAGAAGAGGAAGCAGCGCCCGCCCCCCCCAGUGGCCAGUGACCCCCCCCUCUUCCCCACCAACUUCAGCGGCAUCCUGCAGGUGUCCCCCCCCCCAGCGCCCCCCUGUCUGCUCCGGGCAGUCAACAAGGUCAAGGACAAUCCAGGACUUGGCAAGGUGAAGGUGAUGCUGCGCAUCUGCCCCGUGUCGCCCCCGGAGACGGCCGAGUCCAGCUCCUUCCUGAAGGUGGACCCUCGCAAGAAGCAAGUGACCAUCAUGGACCCGGCGUCGAGCGCCCCCCAGCAGAACACCACCCAGAAGCGGGGAAGCUCCAACCAAGCUCCUCCCAAGAUGUUCGCCUUCGACGCCGCCUUCCCCCACGACGCCUCGCAGGCGGAAGUAUGUGCAGGCACAGUUGCUGAGGUCAUCCAGUCUGUGGUCAAUGGAGCGGACGGCUGUGUGUUCUGCUUUGGCCACUCCAAACUAGGCAAAUCCUACACCAUGAUCGGGCAGGACGACUCCACGCAGGGCCUGGGCAUCAUCCCCUGCGCCAUCUCCUGGCUCUUCAAGCUCAUCAACGAGCGCAAGGAGAAGACGGGCGCUCGCUUCUCCGUCCGCGUGUCCGCCGUCGAGGUCUGGGGCAAAGACGAGAACCUGAAGGACCUGCUGUCCGAUGUGGCCACAGGCAGUCUGCAGGACGGCCAGUCACCGGGGGUCUACCUCUGCGAGGACCCCAUCUGCGGGAUGCAGCUCCAGAACCAGAGUGAGUUGCGUGCGCCCACGGCGGAGAAGGCUGCCUUCUUCCUGGACGCGGCCAUCGCCUCCCGCUACAGCAGCAGGCCGGACUGCGACGAAGAGGAGCACCGCAACUCACACAUGCUCUUCACCCUGCACAUCUACCAGUACCGCAUGGAGAAGAGCAGCAAGGGCGGCAUGUCUGGAGGUCGUAGCCGGCUGCACCUGAUCGACCUGGGGAGCUGUGUGAAGGUGUUGAGUAAGACUCGUGACAGCACCACGGGCCUGUGUCUGUCCCUCUCCGCCCUGGGCAACGUCAUCCUCUCCCUGGUCAACGGCAGCAAGCACAUCCCCUACAAGGACAGCAAGCUGACCAUGCUUCUGCGGGAGUCUCUGGGCAACAUGAACUGCAGGACCACCAUGAUCGCUCACAUCUCCGCCUCACCGAGCAACUUCUCCGAGACUCUGUCCACCCUGCAGAUCGCCUCGCGAGUCCUGAGGAUGAAGAAGAAGAAAGCCAAAGUAAGCGUGCAGUACACAUCCAGCUCCUCUGGCGGGGAGAGUUCCUGUGAGGAGGGCAGGAUGCGGCGGCCGACGCAGCUGAGGACGUUCCACUCUCGGAACGCGUCGGACCCCGCGAUGCCCCUGGUGCACCUCUCGAGCGACCAGGACGACUACUCCAGCAGCGAGCAGUCCUGCGACACCGUCAUCUACGUCGGCCCCAACGGCUCCGCCCUGUCCGACAAGGAGCUCACGGACAACGAGGGCCCGCCAGAAUUCGUGCCCAUCAUCCCGUCCCUUCACAACAACAACAAGGCGGAGCAGGGCCCAGCGCCCCUGUCACCCCAGAAGCUCCAGCCAGCGUCCCAGCAGCCCCAGCUGGCAGCGCCGCCCCCGGUGCCCGUGCAGACGGUCCAGCCUCUUGGCCCCCUGGCCCCCGUGCCCGAGGAAGGGGCCGAGCCAGAGAAGCUGGUCGACUGCCUCAAGUGCAACACGUUCGCCGAGCUGCAGGAGAGGCUGGGGUGCAUCGACGGGAGCGAGGAGGUGACCCGGUUUCCUUUCGAGGAGGUGCCCGUGUGCAGAGCAGCGGGUCACCACCAGGGGGGGCUUGACGCCAGGUGCGUGGAGCCGGGCACGCCGAAGAGGAUGACCAACGACCAGCAGCUGGAGGAGAUCCGCGAGGUGCUGGAGGAGGCGGAGCUGGCCCAGUCCAUCAUCGAGAGCCUGACGCAGUCGUCCAUGUGCGGCCUGACCAGCAGCCGCAGCGUGACGGGCGGGAGUGGCGUCAGCCAGAUCGUGCCGCUGCAGAGGGCCAAGAGCUCCAGCCUGCACGACAGCCGGGAGUCCAUCAGCGGCGCCAGCAGCAGCGAGGGCAAGCCGCGCGCCAUGGGCUCGCCCAGACUGGGCAUCGCCAGCCUCACCAAGACCUCGGAGUACAAGCCGCCGCUGUCGCCCUCCCAGCGCAGCAAGGUGUACACCCAGAAGGGGGUGAUGCCCAGCACGCCGCCCUCGUCCUCCCACAACCUGAGCAAGGACAGCGGGAAGUCGUCCACCGAGGACCUGCUGGAGGGCGAGUCCCGGACGUCCCCCGUGGGGAUGAGCCCUCAGGUGCCGCGAGACUCCUGCUGCUCCUCCGUCAGCAUGGGCUCGGCCGAGACGCUGUGCAACGACGACGUGCCCCAGCUCCCGCUGGACGGCAGGAAGGAGGCGAAGAGCACGGCCACGGUGCUGCUCCAGCGCCCCCUGGAGUCCGCCAACGGCGAGGACGAGCUGGUGUUCACCCUGGUGGAGGAGCUCGGCGUCACGGGCCGUGGGGUCAGCGGGGGCGUGCUGGAGAACGGCCGUCCCACCAGCAUCAUCAGCUUCAGCAGCGACUGCUCCGUGCAGGCCCUGGCCUCCGGCUCGCGGCCCGUCAGCAUCAUCAGCAGCAUCAGCGAGGACAUGGACCGCUACGCCACCGUCACCGCCGCCUCCGCCAGCGCCACCACUGCCACCAUCUCCGAGGCUAACCUCGCCCGCUUCCUGCCCACCCAGGGCCGGCACGAGGGGGGGGCCGCGGCGGCCGCGGCAGCGGCUGCGGCGUUGUUGCCGGAGCCCCACCGACCCUCCUCCAUCAGCUCCUGGCUCAGCGAGGUGAGCACAGGCAGCGAUGGCGAGCAGUCCUGCCACAGCUUUGUGGCGCAGCACUGCUUCGGCCAGGAGGAGGCGACGGCGGAUUCCCCGGCACAGGAGGAAGGUCUGGGCGACGCGGCGAGUGGACGCAAGUCUUCAGCGGGCGAGGUACUUUUGGCCAAAGCUGACAAACCAAACGAGAAAGGCACCCCGACUAUGGAGAAGCUGAGCAGGAUGAGCAGGAUGUCUCCCACCCUUAGCAGAACCACAGUGUCCGUGUCCACCGUCCAAGCGCUGGCGACUAUGAGCGGCUCGGCUCCCUUCAAGACAACCAUCACGGUGCACCCCUGCGUUGCGGUCAAGCCAAUGACCAUCCAGGACUUGGCCGCCGUGUCCUGUUCCCCCACUAAAACUGCCCCGCAACUCAAAGAAGCCAAAUGCCCCCUGCUGCCCCUCUCCAGUGACAUCAUCUUCGACGACCCCUGGAUGAGGCGUGGAGAGGACUUCAAGCCCAGGGAGCUCAUAUGUGAGGUCAAGCCGGAGAAGCGCCUGGCGGACUCGGUCAAGGCCAAGAGUGCGAUCGACCGCAGCAGCUCCAGCAGCGGUGAGGCGGCCUGCUCCCCCCCCGACGCCUUCAAGAGGGCGGUGGACGGGCGCGAGGUGGCGCCGGCCGAGGGCACCGCCGCCGCCGCCGCCUUGUUUUCGGCCGACAUCCUCCGCACCGGCAGCCUCCCGCGGGGCUGGCACCGCCUCAACCGGCAGGACGACCUGGAGGACACCGCCUCGCUGCGGUACGCCCGAGGGUUCGGGGUCACGACCUCCACGCCGUGCAGCCCCCGGGCCACGCUGGAGCGCAGAGGGUCGUCCUCGAGGCAGGGGGGGCUCUUCGCCCGGCAGAAAGGAAUCCCUCCUCUGCCGCCGGUGCGCAAGUCCAGCCUGGACCAGAAGAACCGGGCUGGUCCGCAGCACACCUCCGGAAGCAUGCAGGCGCUCUCCUUCCUGGGAAGCAUCCCCGACGACCUCGGCGGCAACGGGAAGCAGAAGGGGUCGAACAUGGAGAGCAGUCGGCUGUUCAGUGCCAAGCUGGAGCAGCUGGCCAACAGGACCAACUCGCUGGGCCGAUCUCACGGGGGUCAGUACGCGUGCCAGUCCCUGCAGCGGGCCGAGAGUCUGACGUCUGUGGGCCUCAAAGGUGGCGUCGCCAGGGACUCCACGAUGCCGAGGGCCGGGAGGAGCUUAACCCGCGGCACCUCUGUGCCGUCCCCCGCCAACGGCAACAACAACAACACCCCCCAGUCGCCCAAAGGCGGCCAGUCGAAGAUCUCCGCCGUGAGCAAGCUCCUCAUGGCCAGCCCCAAGGUCCGCAGCCUGUCCACCUCCAGCACCAAGACCCUGAGCUUCUCCACCAAGUCCCUGCCCCAGUCCGUCAACCGCAGCUCCAGCCUGCCCCCCAACGGGAAGAACCAGAACCAGAGCUCCUGGUCGACCCAGUCCCUCAGCCGGAGCCGCGGGUCGGCCCUGGCCUCCAAGCUGCCCCUGCGGGCCGUCAACGGGCGCAUCUCCGAGCUGCUCCAGGGCAGCGGGGGGGGCGCCCGUGCGGCGGCGGCGGCGGCGGGCCACGCGCGGGGGGCGGGCGACCCGGAGGAGCGGGGGAGCGCCGGCGCUCCGCAGGGCGGGGAGGAGAAGCCCGUGGUCCACACGCUGCCGUCGCCGUACAGCAAGAUCACGGCGCCGCGCCGACCCCACCGCUGCAGCAGCGGCCACGCCAGCGACAACAGCAGCGUCCUGAGCGGGGAGCUGCCCCCCGCCAUGGGCAAGACGGCGCUCUUCUACCACAGCGGGGGCAGCAGCGGGUACGAGAGCAUGAUCCGCGACAGCGAGGCCACGGGCAGCACGUCGUCGGCCCAGGACUCCAUGAGCGAGAACAGCAGCUCCGUCAGCGGGCGCAGGAGUCUGAAGAACUCCAAGAAGAGAAACAACACAGGGACCCAGAGGCGGCGUCUGAUCCCCAACCUGAACCUGGAGACGACGUCCCCGGUCCGGAAGCCCAUGAUCAGCCCGGGUGUGCGCUGGGUGGACGGCCCACUCCGCCCCGCCCAGAGGGGUCUGGCCGAACCCUUCGAGAUCAAGGUGUAUGAGAUCGACGACGUGGAGCGCCUGCAGAGGAGGAGGAUGGGGGGAAACAAGGAGAUGGUGUACUUCAGCGCCAAGCUGAAGAUCCUGGAGCACCGACAGCAGCGCAUCUCGGAGGUACGGGCCCGGUACGACUGGCUCAAGAAGGAGCUGGAGCAGACCAAACAGCACCUCAUGCUGGAGCCCGAGAAGUGGACCACAGAGUUUGACCUCCAGCAGUCGUUCGAGGUGGACUCCCUGGAGUACCUGGAGGCUCUGGAGUUUGUCACGGAACGUCUGGAGAACCGGGUGAACUUCUGCAAGGCCCACCUCAUGAUGAUCACGUGCUUCGACGUUACCUGCAAGCGCCGGUAGAGGAAGUGGCCGCGGCGGUCAGGAGAAUGAGAAAAAGGACCAUGGGAAGUCGUGCUGUCUUGGCCUCUCUUUGAUUGUGUUUGAUGAGUUUGAGCAAAGGACCAUGGGAAGUGGAGUUGUCUUGGCCUCUCUUUGAUUGGGUUUGGACCGGGAGGAAGUUGUGAAGAUGUGGCCCAUCCUUCAAGCGGUGACCACGGAAACAAAAAAAAAGACUAUUUUUCUAAAGUGGGAUGAUGAGCUGGGACAGCGGGAGGACGAGAAAAAGCGGAAAAAAAAGAAGAAAUGAACGAAAGUUUUAUCAGAGGAUGGGCUGGCUGACUCCCCCGGACAGGACAUGCACUUUUUAAAAAACAUAACUUGGUGUUGUUGUUGUUGAUUGUAAAUACAGUUUGUUUACUUGCUUGCUUUGAACAAGGCCUGGAAAUCAGGAGGGCAUGGUCAUGAGGACAGAAAUGUGAAAAGACUACAAAAAAAAAAAAAAAAAAAAAGCUGAAAAGAAAAAGAAGAUGUGAGGACAACAAGUGCCUUGUAAACAUUUAGAUAUCAACCCUUUUUUCCUGUAUCGUGUACAGCUGGUGCUAGCCUGCCUAGAUAACGUUAAAGAGAAGAAGAGAAACAGCUUGUUUGACUUGGUGUUUGAUCCCUCGGACUUCCUGUCCUUCAGUACUUUGUGUGUAUAGUUACACAUUAGUCACAUGCAAACUGUCCUGUGUACCUUUUUCUAGUCUUAUUAUUGUUCGUUUUCUAAUGACCAGAGACAGCCGGAGCACCGAGAGAGAUGAGGUGCGGGGUUGGGGUUGGGUUGUGUGCUUGGUGCGUUUAUUCCCUGGGUAUAUCUGCAGGCUCUUCCAGCGGGGAGAAGUCAUCGGUGCGGCCGGGCUUUAAUCCCACGGAGCGGAAGGUAUUAGUCGGAGGGCCUGAGACGAAGACAGAGAGAAAUAAACAAACAAACAAACGAACGAGCGAACAAACAAACAGAUCCAGCUCGGAGAGCCAUCAGGGCUGUCAAGAGACGCGUCACAGACCCAGGCAGGCUGCUUUCCGCCCGUACAGCGGCAGGGAUUAGUAUGCACUGUGCUGCACUGAAUGGCUUCAUCCUAACAUAGCUCCAUUAGUUUAACAUGGCAGUGUCGGCCAUCUUGUUUUUACAGAAUUGUCAAGCAGCCUUCAUGUCAGGCAAUAACAAUAAUAAUAAUAAUAAUAAUAAUAAUCACGUCCCUCACCAAUUUCUCUCGGUGCUCUUAUGUCCAUGUGCAUACCCUUUGGUAAGAAAAAAAAACCACAAUGUUUAUAUAUAUAUAUAUAUAAAUGGUGCUUGAGACAGUUUGAGAUCUAAAUGUUUAUAAAUAUAAAUAUAUAAAUAUAAAUAAAUAUACAGUAUAUAUAUACACACAGCCUGUUGCAGAUGCCAACUUCAAAAUUCACUUGCUUCUUCACACUCAGCUAUAUGCGCACACGCACAAACACGCAAACACGCAUACGCGCAAACACACGCACGCACACACACACACACACAUACAUACGCACACACACACAUACAUACGCACACACACAGUCACUCCUAGCUCCUGUUCUGCCAAAGGAGACUUCAUGCCGUUGUCCUAAGCCUCACCCAUUGUAAUGAAUGAAGGAUAUUAUUUAUUUUCCAACUCAGGAGGCCUGCGCGAGAGAUGCUUAUAGUCAUCAUUUAUUUACACAUAUUGGUCUGCAAAGUACUAUGCAUUCAAUGUUUGUACAGUUGCUGAAUUCAUUUCAUACAUAAAUAUACACAUGUAUACAAGACCUUUUUCAUUUUAUAGAUAUAUACGUUUUUUUUUUUUCCUUGCGUUUCUUUUAUCUUUUAUAAAAAGCACCGGCCGUAGAGGCCCAGGAUGAUGAUGAUGUCAUGGCGGCCCAGGAUGAUGAGGUCAUGGUCGGAGCUGAUGGUACUGACGCUCUGCUCAUGAGAGGCAUCUUCCCAAAACAGAGGCUGGCUCUAGGAAAGGACGCGGUUCUGUUCCGCGCCGGAUCGGAGCCGAAUGUGGGCCACAGCACCUCUUUGGGGUUCCGUCACUCCUGUGCCACGACAUGUUAUACAGACACGGAAAGGAACGUAGAGAAACAGUGUUUUUUUUGCGUUUUAUUUCGGUUGCUCUUAAAUCUAUGUGCGUGUCCACAAAUGGGGUCUAAAAAAAAGAGAGAGAGAGUCGAAAAGAGCGUGAUUCUUUUUUCUUUCUUUUUCCUUUUAUACCAGCGUGCAUCUCCCUGUCGUCUCCCCCCCCCAUCUCACAUGUACUCACAACUGAUCUAUUUAGAUUCCUCAUGAUAGCCAUGUUUGGACAGUCAACAGAACUGACGGACAAGGCUGUAAAAGGCUGAAGCUUGGACGAGGCGGUGGGAUUGAUGUCCAAUGGGAAUGAGUAUUUGAUAGUGACACUGGGAUUGAUGUCCAAUGAGAAUGAGUAUUUGAUAGUGACACUGGGAUUGAUGUCCAAUGGGAAUGAGUAUCUGAUAGUGACACGGGGAUUGAUGUCCAAUGGGAAUGAGUAUCUGAUAGUGACACUGGGAUUGAUGUCCAAUGGGAAUGAGUAUCUGAUAGUGACACAGGGAUUGAUGUCCAAUGGGAAUGAGUAUUUGAUAGUGACACGGGGAUUGAUGUCCAAUGGGAAUGAGUAUUUGAUAGUGACACGGGGAUUGAUGUAAAUAAAGAUUGUUUCGAAGUG
This is a messenger RNA of Clupea harengus (Atlantic herring), 9696 nucleotides long. It is a transcript of the gene kif26ba, whose product is annotated as kinesin family member 26Ba. The record is from RefSeq and is a predicted model, not a curated record. Bases 527 to 6994 code for a protein of 2155 amino acids. Lineage: Eukaryota; Metazoa; Chordata; Actinopteri; Clupeiformes; Clupeidae. Gene Ontology annotation, molecular function: microtubule motor activity; microtubule binding; ATP binding. Gene Ontology annotation, biological process: microtubule-based movement. The transcript has 16 exons.